This is a messenger RNA of Rhineura floridana, 5803 nucleotides long. RefSeq names its product ADP-ribosylation factor 6-like. Gene Ontology annotation, cellular component: cytoplasm. The transcript has 2 exons. Gene Ontology annotation, molecular function: GTPase activity; GTP binding. NCBI's taxonomy places the organism in Eukaryota, Metazoa, Chordata, Lepidosauria, Squamata, Rhineuridae. The record is from RefSeq and is a predicted model, not a curated record. Gene Ontology annotation, biological process: intracellular protein transport; vesicle-mediated transport. The coding region runs from base 587 to 1114 and encodes 175 amino acids.
CCCCUCCGUCCGCGCCCUUUCCUAUUCCGGGACAGCCUGCGAGCGGGGAGGGGUGGGGAGAGAGCGAGCCAGCGAGCCAGCCAGCCCGGUCUGACGCGGGCAGGAGUUUGGCAACCUGGGAAACGUAGGCAGGGAGACCCCCCCCGCUCCCUCCCCCUUUCUCCAGAAGGGCUUUUCCAAUCGGAGCAGAAGAGGCUGUUGCUCCUUAUCCCGCCCCCCAAAAAGCUUUCCGGGGGUGCGCUGGUGGGGGAAGUGCCAAGUGAGUGGCCCGGCGGGGAGAGGAAGCUGCGGAUGACUUUGCAGCCGGCGGAAGGAGGAGCAGUAGCGGCGGCGCUUUCGGCUGGAGCGAAGGCGAGCUCGGGAGCCCAUGGAACGUUGAGGCGCCGGGAAAGGAAACCCCCCCAUUGUGACGUCGCGUUCUUCGGAAGUGGGAAGUUUUCCCAACGUUCGAAAGGCGCGCCCGCCUGCCUUUGAUCUCCGCUGCUAGCUUCGAGAAGGAGGGGCAUUACUCCGGCGGCUGCUUUUCCCCUCCUUCCCCCCUUCCUUCUUCCAAGCCUUGUAUGGACUGUGGUACUUGCCCGCAGCCAUGGGGAAAAUGCUGUCCAAGAUCUUCGGCAACAAAGAGAUGAGGAUCCUGAUGUUGGGCCUGGAUGCUGCCGGCAAGACGACCAUCCUCUACAAGCUUAAGUUGGGUCAGCCAGUGACCACCAUUCCCACGGUCGGGUUCAACGUGGAGACGGUGACCUACAAGAACGUCAAGUUCAACGUCUGGGACGUAGGGGGCCAGGACAAGAUCCGUCCGCUAUGGAGACACUAUUAUACUGGCACCCAAGGUUUGAUUUUCGUGGUGGACUGCGCUGACCGCGACCGGAUCGACGAAGGCCGGCAAGAGCUUCACCGCAUCAUCAACGACCGGGAGAUGCGGGACGCCAUCAUUCUUGUGUUUGCCAACAAGCAGGAUCUCCCCGACGCCAUGAAACCACACGAGAUCCAGGAAAAACUGGGGCUCACUCGCAUUAGAGACAGAAAUUGGUAUGUCCAGCCAUCUUGUGCUACAUCGGGAGAAGGACUUUAUGAAGGUUUAAUGUGGCUUACUUCCAACUACAAAUCGUAAUUCUAGGGCAAUAUAUAUAUCUAUAUAUAAUUUACGUGCGCGCACACACAAAAUCUCUAACCAAUGAAUCCUGGAGCAUAUAUUCUGUUCUGAUUGCCUUCCCCUUUUCUCUUCCCCAACACUUUUUUAAAAAUUCUUUGCUCUGGCAGAAAUGGAGAGUUUUACCAUCCAAGGCUUGGAUUUGGAAGCAAGAGGUUCCUUCUCUGUCCUGGGUGUGUGUGUGUGUUUGAUGUAUGCUGAUGGGACAGAGGCUCUUGGCCCCAGCCCUUACAAGCAAGCUGCCUGGGACUGCUAGGUUCGUGUCCCUUCCCUCUCUCCCAAAGCCUCCCCCCCCACCUCCCGUGGUUCUCCAAGCUGUAGUGUUCCCAAAACAGUUUUAGCUUGAGAGCUCAGCUGUCUCGGCUGAACCGCUGACGUUGCCGUCGCCAUAAUUGUAGUUUGCUGGGGGUGGGGGACGGCAUUAUGACAAGAGAAAUCCUUUCCCCCCUUCCUGAUCUUUAUUAGUGAGGAAUUCCGUCUCCAGUUUUAGAGUUCCGUCCUUGGAUCCUGCUCGCUGUCAGCCUGUGGUUGAAGGGGCCCACCCCGAGAGGAACCUCUACCCCUCUUUUUUUUUUGCAUAUUUUUGGGGAGACCGCAGUUCUGAUGCUCUCCUGGGUGCUGGGGGAUGUUUGCAUGCUGGAAUGCCUUGCCUUUUAACGCCUUUGCCGGGAACACCCUGUCCUCGCGCUCUGUCUGUCCUCCUCUCUUGACCUGCUCAACCUGCUGAGGUUGCCUGCUUGAUGUAGGCAAGGGCGUGCACGCCCUGCGCCCGACCAAACCAGUUCCCCCACUGCAAGGUUGGUGGAACUGAAGGAGCCAUCCAUCGGAGAUGUGGCUGGCUCUCUUUCCCCAAAUCCUUGCCGAGGAUCUUUCUUCCGGGUUUCCCUUCGUGGGUGAGGGGUGGGGCAGCAACUCUGGGGUUGCAUCUGCCUCUGAGGUGGCUGUACCUGCUCUAUGUUCCUCAUUUUCACCUGUCCACUGAAUCAAGCUGGGGCUCUGUUGUUUUGUGCUGUUCCAAUUCCAAAUCUUUUUUCCCAGGCAGGGGAAAUCACCACCACCUCUGAACCGCAUCCUUGGCUAAAGAUCCCCCCUGCCAAGUUCUCCAUCUUAGAGAGAGGGCCCUUUAACUAAGCUUUCGCCAACCUGGUGCCCUCUAGAAGUUUUGGAUGACAACCCCCAUCAGCCCCAGCGAGCAUGCGCUGGCUGGGGCUGAUGGGAGGAGUUGUCUGAAACAUCUGGAGGACCCCAGGUUGGCAAAAGCUGGUUUUAACUCAACCCUCUUUGCUGCCCUUUUACAUGGUUGGUACCUGAGCCUCAACUGGUUGAGGCCAACCUCCAGCCCUGGGAAUUGUGUUCUCCUAGCUGGGGUGUGUGUGUCUUGGAGGAGAAAAGUGCUUUGCUGGUUCUGUUCCACGUGGUGGGCAUGGAUGUAUUUUUCUUCCUCUAAUCUCAUGGAUGAAGUUGAUAACUUAAUGUGAUUUGUAGGGAUGGGGACUGGGUUUCCAGCACCUUAGACUGACCCAAGUCCAAGGCACGAACCAAAGAGGUUGGGUUCUUUGCCCAGAACACCAGGAGUCCGCUUGCCCCAACUUCGCCCUUCUGUUGUUUUGAAAGACCUCUUUCCAUUUCUUGUCUUACCCUAGUUUUGAGGCUGAUUCUGAAGCAGCAGUGACCAAUUUGGGGAAAAAGGGUUUCUGUUGCGCUGUCGUGAACCCUGGCACUCCCAGAUGCCCCCUCCCCUCUCUAAAUGCCUGGCUUUUAACCUUGAACUGCUUCACUUCCCAAUAUAACUGCUCUGCUCAGGGAUUCCUGCUUUCCUCGCUGUUCUCCCACACCCUUCCUUCCCAAGGUGGUGGUGGUGAUGGGGAAAUGUGUUGCUCGGUUUACCUCGUGUAAGCUUCUGAAUUGAUGCCUCUGCCUUUUGGUUGAACCAAUGGGCUGAAUGAAAAACCCCACCUUUCCUUCAAUACAAAGCCUGGUUAAAAUGUAAAUGUAUUGCCUUCAAGUCGAUUCUGACUUAUGGCGGACCCUAUGAAUAGGGUUUUCAUGAGGCUUAGAGGCAGUGACUGGCCCAAGGUCACCCAGUGAGUGAAUGGCUAUGUGGGGAUUCGAACCCUGGUCUCCCAGGUUGUAGUCCAACACCUUAACCUCUGCACCACACUGGCUGUUGACAAGGCCUGGUUAGGUCUUUGCUUUUUGGCUUUACUUUUGCCACCUGAACUAACAGGCAAGGACUGUGUGGAUUGCAGGGGUGGCACAGCAAGGCAGGUUCUCAGUGGAGAUGAUUUUUUAGGAGGGAAGGAGCUGUCACCCCCAUUCCCUCGAGAAAGAUUUGGCUGUUGCAUGAUCAGAUGGCUCAGGCCUUGUUUCCUGGUACCCCCUUGUGUAAAUGGUGGUGCCCACUCCCCAUUUGCAAGCUGCAUCCAAGUGUCUUAAGGAAGUCCCUGAAUAUGGAGAGUUUUGGGGGGAGGGGGUUGGGAGGUUGUUCCUCUACUUUGGAGAGAAGGAAACGAUUCAGUAGCUGGAAAAUACCAAGUCGUCAUGAUGGAAUUGUAGGGAAGGUACCUUUCUCUCCCCCCCCACACACCUUGGGACCUUACAGGGACUCUUGGUGCUGUUGCCCCUACAGAGAAAUCGUGCACACCCUUCCUCCAGCCACGUUCCCACCCCUGCCCGCUCCCUGGGCGUGAUCUCCUUUUGCGAGAGCAUGACUCAUAACUCCCACAAAGAGCAUUCUCUCUCUCUCUCUCCUCCCCCCCUUCAGUAGGGGGAGGGAGGGGAGGGAUUCUGCACAGCUCAGCAAGCUCAACGCACAUCUGCAACAAACUCCCUCUGUAUUUCUCUGUUUGGUCUUGGUUCUAGCGACUUCCAUAUUAUCUGCCUUCCUGCCCGCCUACCGAACCUGCAACAAAGCUGUCUGUGCCUUUCCCCCCCGCACCCAGGGCUGAGAUGAUAUGCAAUGUUUAGUUUUGCAUCUCACUCAUGAAACUGACUUGGAUAAAGAACCCUGUGCCGGAAUUUAAUGGUUGCAAUUUCUGUGCAAAUGUACUUCUCCUCCUCCUCCUCACGCCCUUUCAAAAUCGGCAACAGCCACCCUGCAAAACUGAAGUUCCGGCACUCAUUUCUGUGCCUUUUGAAAGUAAGGCCAACUUUUCAUUUUGCUCAGACCCCAUGUAGUGGAAAACUUUUAAGGGGGCAAGUCUGCUCCCUCUUUCACUUCUGGUUAUAAUCUUUCCUCCCCCAAACAAGCUUUGUUUAACAAUGUCUAGAAACUGCACUUGAAAGUAUGUUUUGAAACUAUUCAUGGGUUGUGGUGUGUGUGUGUAACUCUUGACAUUCCUUUGCUAGCUGCUCCUGUUGUUUCCAAAAUCAUUUCUUAUCACCCACCCAUCCACAACACACACAUUUCUCUCUCUGUCCCCCCCCCUCCCUUGACAUUCCAACAGAACUGCUUUGUUUUUUGGGAUCUCUUGAUUGGAUUCCUGGGCAAUCGCGUUGGCACGACAGGGAAUUAAAAGUCAGGUGAGCGCCAUCUGCUUAGGCAUUCGGGAUCAUCCAAUUUACGCUGCAAGAAAUGUGUGGGAUGUGUGCGUUGUCAGGAGUUUGCGUGAUGGGAAUUCAGGCUGGGGGGGAACCCUUCUCAUUCUGUCCUUUUCUCUCUCUGGUGGAUUGGUUUCUUUUGCACCUCUUCCAUUUUUUUCCAGAAAAAUGUUGCUUUUGGCUAUUGCCCCCACGAUUUGGGGGUGCUUUUAUCUUACAUUGAAGUAAGGUUUAAAAAAAAAGAUGGCAUUGUUUGGCCCCCACACCUUCAAAUAUGAAACAGAGAUUAAUAUAACCAUCUAAAACAAACCUGUUAGAAUCUAACACAAGGGUGAGUGUUGAUGGCGCCACGGUGAUGGUUAUUCUUCCUAGAAUUUGGGCGCCAGAUUUUAGAGCACAGUUGGGUGCUAAUUAAGCUGGAUGGGGUGGUCAGUUUGGGUGGAUCAUGCCUUAAUCUAUGGGCAAAGAUCUGAACUUAUCGCUAAAAUAUGUGUAUUCAUGCACUUCAGUGACCCUGACUCAGAAGUUAAAUGGUUAGGGUGAUAUAGGGAGGCACUUAAUUUCUCCAACACAUUGUUGAAUAGCUUUCUUCCCCUCCCCACCUUUUUGCCUAUAUAGUUGUUCUAGGCGCAUUAAAGUUAUUCCCAGAUCACACACAAAUGAGGCUUGGGGGUGGGAAUGGUGUGUGUGUGUGUGUGUGUGUGAACAUAACUGGGAAGUUUUCUGUGCCUUCAAUAAGAGCUCUCAGUUCCUUAAGGGAAGAACAAGGUACGCUUGUAAGCAAAACUGCAGCUGUCUGACUGGAAUACACUGGUUUUGUUUUGGGUUGUGUUUUUUUAAAAAAACAAAAACAAAAAAUUAUGCUUUCUUUCUCCCCAACUAGAAAAAUGUGGGGGGGUGUUUAUCAGAUGCUGAUCUGCAUACACAAAUGUACUGUACAUGUAACGCUGGAAUUUCUUUAGAAUCUUUUAUUUCAGGUUGGGGGAGUUCAAAUGUUUCUUGUGGUUAUGGGUGCGGGGGUGGAGAACCCCCUAAUCUUUAUAAACAAGGGCUCACUUCAGUGAACGUUUUUUUAAAAAAAUAAACAAAAAUAAAUGAUUUUUCUUUCUA